Molecule: messenger RNA, 1101 nt
Organism: Miscanthus lutarioriparius
Lineage: Eukaryota; Viridiplantae; Streptophyta; Magnoliopsida; Poales; Poaceae
Source: the annotation of a GenBank genome assembly
AUGGCGGAUGAUGGUAGUGCCGGCAAGCUCUUCGGCAGGGAAAAGAUCACGGACGCCACCGUGGCCUUGUUCACCGAGUCCGCCAACAAGCUCCCUGACGAGAGGUUCAUCCGAACCAAGGAGGUCCAGGCAGCUGGUGCGGUCGUCGUCGGUGAGGAUGAGAUGCUGGAGCUGCCGGUGGUCGACAUGGCGAGCUUGGUCGAUCCGGACUCGUCGGCGUCGGAGACGGCAAAGCUGGGCUCCGCGUGCAGAGAGUGGGGAUUCUUUCAGCUCAUAAACCAUGGGGUGGAGGAAGCAGCGAUACAGCAGAUGAAGGAGAGCGCUGCACAGUUGUUCAGCUCGCCACUAGAGAGCAAGAACACGGUGGCCGUCCGAGACGGAUUCCAAGGAUUCGGCCAACACUUGAACGGGGGUUCCAGCGAGAAGCUGGACUGGGCGGAGUGCCUACUCCUCAUCACGCAGCCAGUCCAAGAUAGGAACAUGGAUUUGUGGCCGGAGACGAACCCACCCACGUUCAGGUACUCCGUGGAGACAACAAAUCUCGCAAGGCGCCUUCUGGGCUUCAUGGCGACCGACCUCGGUGUCAGCCAAGCGGCGCUCCUAGGCGCCUUCUUCGCCGGGACUGGGAACGAGAAGGGGCAGAGCAUGUCCAUGCACCACUACCCUCCGUGCCGGCACCCGGACAAGGUGCUGGGCAUCGCGCCGCACACCGACACCCAGGCCCUCACCUUCCUGCUGCACGUCGACCACACGCCGGGGCUCCAGGUCAGGAGGGGCGGCAGGUGGUUCCCCGUGCAGCCGCUGCCGGGCGCCCUCGUCGUCAACGUGGGCGACGUCCUCGACGUGCUCACCAACGGCGCCUACGUCAGCGUCGAGCACCGGGUGGUCCCGGACGCCGAGAGGGGCCGAACCACCGUCGCCAUGUUCCAUGAUGCAUGUGUCCAAGGGCUGGUGGCGCCGCUCCCGGAGCUCCUCCUCGGGGGAGGCGACGCACGGGCACAGGCACGCUACAGAUCCAUCCCAAAGCUCGACUACCUCAAUGGCAGCGUCAUAGCAUUGGCCCAAGGGAGACGGUUUCUUGACAGCCUCAUCAAAAAGUAA